AGUCUCCUCCUCUCAACCCUCUAAAUUUCCUUCUCUCUUCCUUCUCCUUGAGUUGCAUUUGGAAGUGAAUGAUGGGUUCCCAUUAUUUUGCACAAGCCCUAGCAAUGGUGCUAAUUGCUUCAAUGCUGGCAGUCGGCUCAGCCAACAAGGAUUGGAAAUAUGGCAACUACACUGGUUGGGGUUUCAACCACCUCAACGAGACCAAAGGACCCAACAAAAUCACAGUUGGUGGGUCAGAAAACUGGCAUUACGGAUUUAACUACAAACAGUGGGCUUUGCAGAAUGGCCCAUUUUACAUCAAGGAUACUCUAGUUUUCAAGUAUGAUCCCCCAAAUGACACCACACGUCCUCACAGCGUAUACUUGUUCCAAAACCCUUGGAGCUUCAUGAACUGUGACUUAAGCCAAGCUAGGAUGGUUGGAAAUCAGACACAAGGAGGAGGAGAAGGCUUUGAGUUUGUGCUCAAGAAGUGGAAGCCUUACUACUUCGCUUGCGGCGAGCACGACGGCCAUCAUUGUAAUGAAGGACUGAUGAGGUUCAUCGUCUUCCCAAUGUAUCGCGGCUGUCUUGAUAACCCAAGACUACUUUUCUGUCAUCUUCACAACAAGCAAGGAAUUGCAACAAGCUGCUGCAAAGCUAGCAUAUUUCUUCUUGUGUUGCUAUUGGAGGUGGAUGGCAAGGACUGGUGGGUUAGAUCAACUUGGGUUGUUGGUUAUUACAUAUUUGGCCUCCCACUUGGGUUCCUUCUUGGUUAUAAAGCAAACUUGGUAGUGAAGGGAAUUUGGGGAGGCAUGAUAUGUGGAACUGCUCUUCAAACGUUGCUUCUUUUGAUAGUGCUUUAUAGAACCAACUGGAACAAGGAGGGUUCUCUUUCAUCAUCAAUGUAG
Messenger RNA from Prunus mume (Japanese apricot), 887 nucleotides. RefSeq names its product blue copper protein 1a-like. NCBI's taxonomy places the organism in Eukaryota, Viridiplantae, Streptophyta, Magnoliopsida, Rosales, Rosaceae. The record is from RefSeq and is a predicted model, not a curated record. Gene Ontology annotation, molecular function: electron transfer activity.